Molecule: messenger RNA, 1695 nt
Organism: Ziziphus jujuba (common jujube)
Lineage: Eukaryota; Viridiplantae; Streptophyta; Magnoliopsida; Rosales; Rhamnaceae
Product: PHD finger protein Alfin1
Exons: 3
Coding region: 616-930 (104 amino acids)
Biological process (GO): regulation of DNA-templated transcription
Cellular component (GO): nucleus
Molecular function (GO): histone binding; transcription cis-regulatory region binding; transcription coregulator activity
Source: RefSeq, a predicted model, not a curated record
CUCCUUCAAAGUAUACUUAAGCAAUAACUCUUCUCCUUCAUCAACGUUUACUUCUUUAUUUAUUUUUUUCCUUUUUUUUUGUUUUUUUCUCACUUCUUUUUGUUUUUUAUUUAAUUUUUUGUUUCCUUUCUUUUCCAGCACCUGCAAUAUCUUGUCUCUGUCAAAACCCACAGCUCUUCUCUUCACCUUCAUCAAUAUUUUACUUUUUUUUUUCUUUUUCUUUUGUUUUGUUUUUUCCUUUCUUUUCCACCACUUCUCUAUAAUUUCUUUUCUCCUGUCAAAACCCAGUUCUUCUCUUCUCCUUCAUCACCGUUUUACUUCUUUUUUUCUUUUUUUUGUUUUUUCUUCAUUUCUUUUGUAUUUUCCUCACUUCCUUUUCUUUUUUCUUUUUUUAUUUUUUCUUUUCCACCAUCUCUCUACAAUUUUUUCCCCUUGUCAAAACCCUAGAUUUCAAGAAGAAAAGGGGGAGGCCUAAAAAUAUGGUCCUGAUGGACCUGUUUCUUUGGGAUUGUCACCCAUGUCUGCUCCUCCUUACCUCACACAGAGUUUAACCACAUCUUCUCAGAAACGGAGUAGGGGGCGGCCUCCUAGGACUGGGAGGAAACAACAUUAGCUAUGCUUGAUGAUUGGAUGAAUAGCUCGGUUGGAAUAGCAUUUGCACCUCAUGUAAUUAUUGUUGGAAUUGGAAAGAAGGAGAAUUUGUAUCUCUAUGGACUUCUAAAUGAGACAUGGGAAGUUAAUCUACCUGUUGAGGAGUUGUCUCCUGAGUUUCCAGAACCAACCUUAGGUAUAAAUCACACUAGAGAUGGGAUGCAAAAGAAGGAUUGGUUGUCACUAGUUGCAGUUCAUAGUGAUUCAUGGUUGCUUGCUGUUGCUUUCUACCUUGGUUCGCACUUUGGUUUCUACUGUAGCUUAGUUUACUCAUUCUAGGUGAAAAGAAAAAAUAAAAAAUUGCCGAUGCAAUUGUUAAACAAAUAUUUAUUUUAGAGCAAGUUACCCUUUUCCGGUAAUGUUUCACUUGUAAUAGUUGAAUUGAGUGCCCAAUUCAUACUAAAAACUUCUUAUAUUGUGAGAGUAAUCAUAUGCUAUCUUUUGCAUAUUUUUGUAUAUUUGAGCUUUGUUGGUUUAUUGGAAACACACAUUAUAGAUGCUCAUUUACAUUCACUUUGUAAACAUUUUGAUUUUGUUUUCAAAGCAUUAACUACCUGUAGCACAUGAUGUAUGUUUGAGCAACUUUGACUUUUAUACAACCUUUUAUAUGUGAAAGUUACCUUUUUAAAGGAAAGCUCAAUGUCUCAAAAGAAAGCUAUAUAUUCUAUUGUAUUCUUUCUCUUAUUUAAUUAUAAUGCUGAAUUCCAAACUUUGCUUCCAACAGAUCUCAUCUCUGUAACUUUAAUAAAGAUUGUUGACCCAGAGCUCUUCGUAGUGUGAAAAAAUAAAUAUUUAUUGGCCUUUUGAGACAUUGAGUCAAGACUUUGUGGUCUGCAAUUGUUACCAUUUAUUUAGUUUCAUCUAUCUUCAGUUAGAAAGAUUGCACUUUUCCGUUUUUGUCUUAAUUUUAUUUUAUUAUUUAAUAUUUCAUUUUUGGGCAUUUGAAUCUUACCUUUACUAUGAAAUAUUGGAUGGUUAGCUGCUAUUGUGUCAUGCAUGGAGAAGUUUAGUUGGCUUAAUAAUAAAUAUUCAAGUUUAAUUUGA